This is a messenger RNA of Laccaria bicolor S238N-H82, 450 nucleotides long. RefSeq lists its product as uncharacterized. Lineage: Eukaryota; Fungi; Basidiomycota; Agaricomycetes; Agaricales; Hydnangiaceae. The transcript has a single exon. The record is from RefSeq and is a predicted model, not a curated record. The coding region runs from base 1 to 450 and encodes 149 amino acids.
AUGUGCAUGUUAUUUGGAUUUCUGGGUGGAAUUACGAUGCUGUGGCAGAGUGUGGGGGAUGGUAUUCUUACCUCAACAAGCAGAAGGGUUGGAUUCCAGAUGAGGAGACAGUGUUUAUUUUUGACGAAGCACAGGUGUCGUACAAGGAUCAGGAACUCUGGAACGAUUUGUUCAAGUGCAUACACGACUACCCUGAGCGUCGCGCCAUUGUCUUUGCAGGUUAUGGCAGUCCAUCUUCGAUUAUUAAGAUGCAAGGCUCUCCAAUUUUCGUCGCACCUGAGGCGAGGAUUGGUUUACAUCCCACCACCGAGGACAAUCUCCCAGCUGUGGGUCUCCUUUUUACUCAUGCAGAGUUUGAUGAGCUGGUUUCAAAGCACUAUCCAGACUCACAGUAUCAUUUUCAUCGUUCCUUCCUUGAGAUGGUCUUCGAGAUUACUGAAGGACACAUGA